This is a messenger RNA of Desarmillaria tabescens, 1606 nucleotides long. RefSeq lists its product as uncharacterized. Lineage: Eukaryota; Fungi; Basidiomycota; Agaricomycetes; Agaricales; Physalacriaceae. The transcript has 4 exons. The record is from RefSeq and is a predicted model, not a curated record. Bases 293 to 1180 code for a protein of 295 amino acids.
CUUCGGUGCAGGAGUCUGUAAAGGAGACCUUUGUCCAGGGUAAAUAGUCCCCUCGCUCGCUCAAUGCCAUCUAUCUGCCUGUAUCACGAUCGUUUUUGGCUACUUACCAGUGAUAACGAACAACCUCGGGCUCGGGCAACACUUCCGGGAUCACCGCUACAGCCUUUGCAAAGGGCCCAUAAGCGCCGUCUACGCAUGGGUUACAUUAUUCCUAUAACAUCCGGCGCGUCUUCAAGCGCCACAUAUAUUGGUCUGAAACCUGUCCUUCCGAGUCCUUGACCUUCUCACAGCAAUGCAUUUGCUCGACCUCCCACCAGAGAUUCUCUCGAUUAUCGUCAAUAACACGGACAAGGAUACCCUCCUCAGUCUCUGUCUGACAGAGAAACAUACACUCUGUCAGAUAGCGCGUAGUUGCCUUGAGCAAAAUGUUACGGUGGUCUUUGAUGUCGGCCGCAAACCUAGGCCCGACGUCUUUUCGUUUGGUUCUGGUCGCUUGUCCGCUAUCAGAUCACUCUCACUCAUCGACCAUGGGAGCUUUGCAUUGCACUCUGAGCUAUACUCUCCGGUUUUCAUUCGCAUGGUCAAUCUAAACCAUGUUCGUGUGAUUGGAGGACCCGGUACACUCAUCCGUUCGAUAGUCGAGAGCACAACGGCGUCUCUCACCACUCUCGAAUUGGAGGAAUGUGACGCGGAGCCGCAAGACUUUUCAGAGAUGGCUUCUGUGGCUAUUCGGAGGCUUUCCAUUUCACGUUGUCAUUCCAACGUUCGUUUCAUUUUGGGCCCGCUCACUGUCGAGGAAUUGGAAGUGCAUGGUCCCAGUCUCGAUGAGGAAUGCACGCAUGUUGGUGUUGCCUUACGACGACUAACGGACGGAAAUCUUAAAAGGUUGCACCUCAUCAAUACAUGUCGAGAUCCGGGAUGCCGCGAUGUUUUGCAUUUAGCGCACGCUUUGGAAACUCAGCCAACUCGAUUCCCUUCACUUGAGGUACUGAUUCUAGAUAUACCACUCUCACAGGACACGAUGGAGAAGCUCUUCCGCACGGUAUCUGUGUAUCCUGCAUUGAAGAGACUCUACCUUGAUGGGAUAUCGUUGUCCAGACCCUUCAAGUUAUUUGGAAAUGGCCCGGACGGACUUUGUCUUACACUCGAUAUGAUCUCAUUUGCAACGUCAAUAUUAUGAUACCGAAGACUCCAAGGGAAGGCAAGAUGAUGGGUCUAUCACUGUGCGAAAAUGAUUCAGCAGAUAAUUCUUAUAUGUAUCAGAACAAACCUUCAGUCACCUGUAAGGCAAGGCAGAGUUAUCAGGCAAAGUUGAAGUUCCUGGGCGGAAAGUCCUGGAACUGAGCCAACUCCGGCAAUCCCCCACCUUGUCUUCCGCACCUACAGAUGUCAUGAUGAUGCCUUAGUCGCCGUUCAUCAUAUCCCGCUUUAACCUUGUGUCGGUACGAUCUCGUUCAAAGCCGUAGUCAAGUUGCGCUGUUGCCAAUCACCUGUCUGCUCGAAUAAUGUGAGCGACUGGUUCGUUGCUCGUCAGUAUCAUGCUCAACAGCCCAAGCAAAAGACCUUGCCAUGAGCUUCUGGGGCCUUACAACUAUUGACACCGAAG